AUGUUAUCUUCAAAAACACUGCCGGAACAAAAUUUUGGAGAAUUAGCUGAAUCAGAGAAUUCUAGAGAAGGCUCACCAAAAACUGUCAAAUCCUCAAGUGUACUAUCCUUUGAAGAAUUAUAAAGCUUUAUCAUGGAUGAGGUCUAAAUAAGCUAUGAAGUAAUAGAAAAUUAUGGUACUUCGAAAAAUCAAUAUAAUUUAUUAAAAAUAAUAAAUGAAUCUGAUGGUUAAAAUCAAAAUAAUUUUUAUUGUAUCAUAGUCAACUUUAAUGAUGAAUUGCUAAAAUAAAAAAUAAAAAUAGAAAUCUCAAGGGUUUUAUAUAUCUAAUAUUAUUAGUAUUCAUUUGAAACUAAGUAUUUUGAUUUUACAGAUUGGAAAGAUCAAAAAGAUUCUUUAGUUUUUAGUAAUUCAACAAGUACUACAGAGCCCUAAUCCUUUAGAGAUUACGUUUCAAUAAACUCUUAAUUUUGUAGGGUUAUAGUAUUUUCUCAAGAAUUUGAUUUACAAUUAAUUGACUUAAUUCACAACUAUCCAUACCUAUACUAUUGCACUGAUACCAAAUUAGUAAAGGAGGAAUAUUUGGAGGGCUUAAAACUGCAUUAAUAGUUUUAAUUGAUCGAAAUGAAUUACAAAAUGAUCAAACAUUUAAUUUCGACAUCGUUAUCGAGAUUAAAAGAUAUCAAAUUUGCAGGGAUUUAAAUCAAAGGAUGUAUAGAUUAUGUGGACAAUAUUAAUCAGAUUAAGAUUCAUCCUUAGAUUGAGUAUUAGAAAAUAGGAAAAAAGAAGAUUUUAUUUAAUUAUAAUAUCCCUUUUAUCACAGUAAACUCAUAUUUUUACUUACCACUACCUUUAAGGGUAAAGAAUUUAGAAAUCACUGAUUAUCUCACUUAACAAUUUCAGACAAAAGCUGUUCGCACUUCUAUAAGUACUACUCAUAUUGAAGAGUAUGAAAAGAUUUACAUUUUAUUAAAUUCUAUUUAAGAUCAAAUCAAAAAGGAUGAACUUUUUUUUUCUAUCAAUUCAAAUAAAGAAUUUAAUUCUCUUGAAUCUUUGCUCACAUUAAAUUAAGUUAAUUAAAUUUAAGACUUGAAAAAUGAAUUGAUAGAUGAAGAUCAAUAUUUGAAUUUAAUAGAAAAAAUCCUCAUAUAUUUUUCAUAGUGUUCUAAAACAUAAAUAGAAAAAUUUAUUUUGUUUGUUUAAUUAAAGCACUAUAUCCUUUAUAGAUUGCAUAACUCUUAUCUGAAUUAUUGA
Messenger RNA from Paramecium tetraurelia, 1251 nucleotides. RefSeq lists its product as uncharacterized. Lineage: Eukaryota; Ciliophora; Oligohymenophorea; Peniculida; Parameciidae. The transcript is spliced from 3 exons. The record is from RefSeq and is a predicted model, not a curated record.